AUGGGAAAGAAGCAAAAAAGAAAGACUAACAACAACAAAAGAAGUUAUGAUGCCAAGAAACCCUCCUCAAAAAACCCUAAUCGAUCUACAACAAGAAGAGCAAAAAGCAAGGCUCUUCCUCCAGUUCCAGAUGAAUUGUUCUUAGAUAUACUCUUAAGACUCCCCGUGAAGUCCCUUUUCAGAUUCCGAUCAGUCUGCAAAAGAUGGUCCACCAUCAUCGACAGCCCUUCUUUCGUGGACCUGCACUUGAGCCAAUCUCAAACUCGGCCUUGUGAACCCCAAAUCCUUGUGUCUUUCUCGCUUCCUGACUCGAAGCAUUACUUCUAUUCUUCAAGUCUUGAAGGAGGGCAGGCGGUCCGCCUUAUGUGGCUGCCCGGCAACUGCAGGAGCCCGUGCUAUGUUUCAGAAUCCCUUAACGGAUUAGUAUGUUUCUACCAUGACAGUCUUGUCUGUGUCAUUAACCCUAGCACUCAGAAAUUCAGAGCCCUACCGGCAAGUAAUUUUAAACGCUUUGAAUGUGAAUUUUAUUAUUUCGGAUUUGACCCUUCAAAGAAUGAGUACAAAGUGUUGCACAUAAUGUGUAUGCGUCCAUUGUACUGCUUGAGCUUAUUUGACAUGCAAUGCGAAGUUUUCACAAUAAAGGUUGGUUCAGAGGAACCCAAAGAAUGGUCAUGGAGAAAAAUCGCCCAUGUCCCACCAUAUCCUUAUACUUUCAGAGGACAAGGUGUUUGUGUCAAUGGCGCGAUACAUUGGAUCUGCAGGAAGGCUCCACGUGAAGUUCUGGUGGUUUUUGAUGUGGCUAGCGAAAAGUUCCGAUCGUUGCCACUUCCUGGUGGUGUUUCUCCCGAGUAUAAUUUGAGACAAAUUGGAGGGCGUUUGGCUCUAUUGAACGAUAGUGAUUGUGAUGGCAGUGACAUAGAAAUAUGGGUAUUAGAGGAUUGUCACAACAUGUGGGUUCAGAAGACUCUUGUGGCUCCACAAAAGUAUGAAAUACAUUUCACCUUCUCGUCAUAUUCUAAUCCUGAGUUCAGCAGUGAGAUACUGAACAUUUCAAAAUCACAACAUAUUUCUUGGGAUCAUAGGAAUAAGGCUUCUAGGCCUAUUAGGCCUAUUAGAAUUGAUGAGGUACUUAACUAUGGUGCUGGUGUAGUAUGUAGCAAUGUUAGUAUCACAAAUUAUGUGGAUCGCCUCAUUCGUUUAUAUUGA
Molecule: messenger RNA, 1206 nt
Organism: Cornus florida
Lineage: Eukaryota; Viridiplantae; Streptophyta; Magnoliopsida; Cornales; Cornaceae
Product: putative F-box protein At5g52610
Exons: 1
Coding region: 1-1206 (401 amino acids)
Molecular function (GO): protein binding
Source: RefSeq, a predicted model, not a curated record